This is a messenger RNA of Lichtheimia ornata, 1590 nucleotides long. RefSeq lists its product as uncharacterized. Gene Ontology annotation, molecular function: guanyl-nucleotide exchange factor activity. The record is from RefSeq and is a predicted model, not a curated record. The transcript is spliced from 7 exons. NCBI's taxonomy places the organism in Eukaryota, Fungi, Mucoromycota, Mucoromycetes, Mucorales, Lichtheimiaceae. Bases 1 to 1590 code for a protein of 529 amino acids.
AUGAAUACACCUUCACCAUCAUAUAGCGACUCGCCUCGAACGUCGCAGACCUUGUCAUCACGUCGAAGACCAUCCACCACAUCCAGACGCAAUCAGCCAGCAAAGUAUCAUCAUCAUCACCAAAGCAUUGUUAGCACCAGCAGCAUUUCAAGUAAAGAUAGCAGUAACUAUGCGAGUUCACGAUAUCCAAGCGGCUUGACGAGCAUGACGGGCUAUACAUCGGUUGAAGUGCCAUCCAUAUGCGCGUCACCUACCACAUCCACAGCCACCUCGCACUACCAACAGCAACAACAACAGCAUACUUACGACGCCAAGCAAUUAACGGAAGACCAAUUUGAUAUUAUCGAUAGCCUUGACUACGAUGAUGUAGAUGAUGCGUUGCUAGAUCAUGAGCUUGUUCAUCGAAAUCGCGAAGCCUUGGUUCAACAACUAUAUAAUUCAGAACAUGCCUACCUCGAAUCAUUGCAGCUUGUUGCCAACAUCUUUUUGAACCCAAUGCGCAAAGACGCCAAGCAAACGACGUUUAGUUUUCUUGGAAUGAAAAAGGCAGCUUGUACCGAACGAGAGCUUCGAUGGCUAUUUGGCAAUUUUGACCAAAUCCUUCAAGUCCAACGUGACAUUUUGACUAGCCUUGAACAACGAUUACAGAUAUGGGGUCCAACACAAAUCAUAUCGGACGUGUUUCAGAAUUGGUUCCAGCAACUCAAUGUCUACAAGGCAUACCUUGACAAUUACGACGUCGCUGUGACCACCUAUGAACGAUUGACACGCUACCAACCUUUCAAAAAGUUUAUUGAUUCGGCACACAAGAACCCGACUCUGAAAGGUGCAACGCUCUUAUCCUUGUUACAAAUUCCAGCAGGUUCCAUCAAUCGAUAUGCACACCUUAUUAGCAAGCUAGCCGAUCUAACGACGCCCAUGCAUCCCGAUCAUUUUGGUCUACAAACAUGCAAACAACGUAUUCUUGUUUUGGCCGAAGAAAUGAAGUCAAGGGUGGAUGAUGCCGACAAUGUUGAUCAAGUGCUUAUGAUUCAGCGUGCAUUAAUGGGUGCUCCUUUUGGUGUCAAAGCACAACGACGCUUGGUGCUUCAAGGGAGUUUAUGUCGUGUGGUUGUCAGCUCAAAAACGGUGGGCGAAGAACAAACAUACUUUUUGUUCUCAGAUUUGUUAAUGUUUGUGCGUCCCAAGCAAGAAUCCAAGCGCACCGUACUUCAAUACAAAGGCCACUUACAGCUUGAACAAGCACGUAUUCGUGCUCUUUCACCUGAGGAUGCUGCCGGCCAUCCCUAUUGUUUCGAGAUUACAUCUUCACUACAAGGCGUGGAUACUCUAAACUCCACUUACAUGGGAUCUCGCACCGUGUAUGUUCUUCGUACGCAUAGUCAGGCUGAGUGUGACGAAUGGGUCAAACAACUCGAAAACGUCGUUCACGUUCUUGAUCGAGAAUCAGCACGAGCUCGCCAAAUAGCUGCUAGUCGCAGAUUAGCGCAUCAUCGAGCAAGAGCCGCGGGUGACAUUAAACGAUCCAGUUCCACAGCCGCUAGCCAGUCCUCUGGUAACAGUGGUGACAGUAACACCUCUCGGCGAUAA